UCAAAAGUGUCAAAAAGAAAAACUUUUGGAAGAAAAAUUUUUAUUUCCGCGAUUUCCGCUUGAAAUUUGUGCAAAAUAAUUCACAUAUCAGUGAUGUAGUGGGCAGGACGGUGUUCAAUGAGCGUGGUGCAAACGGUGAAUGUGAAAAAGGUGCCGGGACUGCGGUGCAAGAGUGCAAAAAGUGCUAAAAAGUGAAGAAGAACACUUCCACAGUGAGAGCGCGACAGAACCUUGGGGAUCUUGGGGGUUUUUUAGAGAGUGCUGGAAAUUGCGGCCGUCGCAAUCGUUGUCACCACACAUGAUUUACUCAGAUGAGACACAAAGAACACACAAAUGAUGGCCAGGAGAGUCGUCAGGGGCUGUAGGAGGUCGUGGCCCGUGGGGGUCGCACUUCUCCUCCUAUUUGCCAUCCUCCAAAAUCAGGCUCAAGCGGAGCCUCUGCGGGUGGCAGCCCCACCCGGGACUCCGCCGCCCAAUCAGCCAUGCGACCGAACCCGGAGGAUCUUCACGGAGCCCUACGGGGAGAUCAGCGAUGGUCCGUCCGGAUUCAAUUACACUCAGGAUUCACACUGCGAAUGGCUAAUCAAGGCGAAAAACGAUAGCCAAUACAUAACACUUACAUUCCGGAGUAUGGGAACAGAAUGCUCGUAUGAUUACAUUUUCGUAUACGACGGGGAUAGCUUCAGGUCUCCCCUUUUGGGCAGUUUUAGCGGCAAGACGGAGCCACAGCGUGUGGUGGCCACGUCCGGAAGUAUGCUAAUUCUCCUGUACAGCGAUACGAAUUACGUACUGGAUGGCUUCAAGGCUGAAUUCUCCGUCACGAACUGCCCGAAUAAUUGCACAAAUCGCGGCAAGUGCGUGAAUCACAAAUGCAUUUGCCACGGAGACUGGAUGGGGGUGGAUUGCAGUGGAAAUGCCUGCCCAGAUCGCUGUGGUGAGGAUGAAGGACACGGCGUGUGCUCGGGUGAAUGCAAGUGCCGCGAUGAGUUUUCAGGGCAGAGCUGUAGCCUCCACAAAAGUCACCCGGUGGGCAAUGAAUGGCACUGGCUCUCAAAUUCCAUUGAGGGCCUGUCCCCACGUGCCGCUCAUACGGCAGUCUAUGUGCCCGAAACGGAUUCUCUCUACGUUUUCGGUGGCUACGACCUCAAUAAUGUUCUCAGUUCUCUGCAGAUUUAUCGUUUUGAGAAGAGCCGCUGGGAAGAUGAGUGGGGCAUGAAAUUGAAGAGCUCACAUAAAUUCGAUAAGACACACGUGAAGGAGGCACUGGAGACAGAUAGCAGCCAGUGGGGAUUGAGUGCGUCAGCCUCAUUUCUCCGCAAUACUCUCUCCACCGUCCUCACGGACCAUCAGCUGGCCAUACGGGAUAAACAGUCAACGAAUCAUCCGCACAUAAAUCGCACGACCGAUGAUAUUCUCGAGGAUAUUAUCGGUCGAUCGCGUCCCACAGCACGGUAUGGUCAUGCUGCGUGCCUCAUGCCAGAUGGAUUCAUCAUCUAUGGGGGCAAAUUGGCCAGUGGAGGAUUGUCCAGCAAUCUGUGGUUCUACAAUGUCUCCAAUGGGGGCGGAGAGUGGACGCUGAGGGCGAUGAAUUCAACGGUGAAGCCACCAGCUCUCACGCGACACACUCUCACUUUAGCCGGUGACUACCUCUACUUGUUCGGUGGCAGUCGAGACAAUGGAGAAUUCUCAUCACGCAUGUUCAGGAUCAAAGUGCUGGGGCAGACGGAGGAAGAUGGGGAUGAGCAGUGGGAAGAGGUGACCCCACGCGGUGGGAAGGUGCUGGAUGUUCGUGUUGUAGCCCAUACGACAGUUUAUCACAAAUCAUCAAAUUCCCUGAUUGUCUAUGGGGGUGUUGUUGCGGGUGUUGCACGCUUCUCGAAGCUAUCGGACAGGAUGUUUGCCUUUCAGCUGGAUAAGAGGCAUUGGACGGAGAUUAUGUACCCACGAACGCCGCUGAGGGAUGCCUACAUUCCGCGUGAGAGGGCCUUCCACACGACCACCAUUGUGGGGAAUUAUUUAAUUGUUUUUGGAGGGUAUUCGCAUCGGCACAACAAAGAGGAGAUUUGCUACGACAAUCAGAUGUACCUGUAUCAUCUGGGAUGCCAUACGUGGGUGAAUCAGGAUGUGUUGGGUGUGGGGAAGAGGUCACGGUAUCCAAAGCAACAGGGGGUGUUUGCGCACGCGGCAUCAUUGAGGAAUAAGAAUACCCUGCUGAUUGUUGGAGGGUAUCAUGGGAAUGUCAAUGGGGAUCUCCUGGCGUACACUCUUCCACCGAUGCUGGUGAUUAAGGAUGAGGAGACAUUUGAACCGGAGCCACUUUGCUACAAGCACACAAGUGUCACGGAAUGUCUCUCCGAUCCGGAAUGCGGGUGGUGUUCAGCCGAUGGGGUUUGCUAUGGACGAACAGUUGGGGCGAAUUGUACGACGAAUUUGCAGACAACGCGUUGUCCGGGAAUUUGUCCGGCUCUUGGGGAUUGUCAUUCGUGCCUCUUGCACGGUGCUGUGGAUAUUGUGGAGAAGAAUCAUCAGACAGUGGCGCACAAAUUGGGUUUGGGGCAGUGUACGUGGUGCGUUCAGAAUGCUCGAUGUCAUCACAAGGAUGACAAUUAUGGGGUCUGUGGGGAGGAUACUCCGUCACAAUCACCCGGAUGGUGGGGGACAAAGGGUACGGAGAUUGUUGCGGCGAAUCAGUGCACGGAACUCGAUAAACGUCCUGGAUUGACAUUCAUCAAGUACCUCCAUCCCGUGAAUUGGACAAUGCCCGAUCAGGUGACCAUCGUGAAUGCCACAAUGGUGGACUUCAAUGCUCCAUCAUCUAAUACGCACACCGAACAAUCCUUCCAUGGGGACAUGGUGGCACGAUUGGCCGGCUUUAUCCGUCCACCGCCUUCGUGGGAGAAGUCCGGAGAGAUGCUGCGUGUUUGUGCCAGCUACUCCGAUGCCACGCUGCGGAUGUCAACGAAUGGGGACAUCACGCUGGCGGCAAACAUCUCAACGGAAGCUACUCAGUGCACAAUGGCUCAAUGGCCGCCGCUCAAGAGCAGCCGUAUCAUGGUUGAUUUGCAGGCUAGACGAAGUGUUGGCAAUGGGAAUAUGUUUCAUCAUCAUCAUCACAGUAAAAUGGGUUUACAGCACAAUCGUACGAAUGAGAAUGCAAAAGCUUUCACUUUUGAGUAUUUGGAACCCUUUUCCAAUGGCACAAAUUGCGAUGUGUACCGGAAUUGUUUGCACUGCUUGUCGGAUUCGGCGUGUGGAUGGUGUGAGGUGACAAAUACCUGCCUCAGGCGGACGGACAAUGAGAUGGACAUGUGCAGGAUGGACGAUGAGUGGAUGUACCUAACGCUUCAGCCGUCACACUGUGCAAACUGCUCCAAUUACAUUUCGUGCGAGCAAUGCGUUGAAUCGGGAUUGUGUGAAUGGUGGGCAGAGGAUGCACGUUGCUCAAGACGCGGCAGAGCGCCACUGGCUGUGACUGAUGUGGCGCAGUGUCCUGCUCCGUGCUAUGCCAGAGAGACGUGCUCAGCGUGUCUCGAUGAGCGUGGACGGUGUGUUUGGUGCGAAGCAACGCAGCAAUGCUUCAGCUUCUCCGUCUAUACGAGCGAGUACCAAUUUGGGUUGUGUCGUGAGUGGCUGGAUCAGACAAUGCCUCUUGCGCCGUCUUCCGUGCAAAUGGAUGGGGUGAUGACGGAUGAACAAGCUAUGGCUGUUCAGCAAUCUCUUCCAGCACAGCAAUGCAAAUCAUGCGCCAGAUUCUCAAACUGUACGUCCUGUUUGCGCUCCCUGAGCUGUGGUUGGUGCUUCGAUCGGGACAAUCCCAUCGAAGGGAUUUGCAUGCAGGGUGACUUCAAUAGAUCAACAGAGGAUUGCGCUGCUGCGCUGAACACAACGCAGCAAGAGGCAGAAUGGGCGUACGCUCAGUGUCCAGAUGUUGAUGAAUGUGGUUUGGGGCUGCAUGAUUGUCAUCCAGAGGCAAAAUGUACAAACACCCACGGAUCGUAUAAUUGCCACUGUCGACGGGGAUUCAUAGGCGAUGGCAGGACAUCGUGUGUGCGGACGUGCUUUGAGACGUGCAUCCAUGGCUAUUGCGAGGGGGCUCCCAAUUACAAAUGUCGCUGCAAUUUAGGCUGGACAGGGGCGGAUUGCAGCAUAAAUUGUGGCUGCAACAAUCACUCAACGUGCGUCGAGGAGGUCGGGAAGUGCGAUGAAUGCCAGAAUUGGACAGAAGGGGAAUUCUGUGAGAGAUGUUCUCCAGGAAGUUACGGCAAUGCCACAUCCUUCAUCGGCUGCCAACCGUGCAAUUGCAAUGGGCACGGGAAUGAGGCGUUGGGGGUGUGUGACGUGCAGACGGGUGAAUGUUUCUGCCAGGAUAACACGGAGGGCUUUCACUGCGAAGUGUGCAAUAGAGAGUUUUAUGGAGAUCCUCGUGAUGGUGGACAGUGUUUCUUUCAAUGCGAAGCUCGUGGGAUGUUGACGCACAUUGGACGUCAAGGGAUUGGUUCCAUGCAGUCCCAUAAAUCCCUCUGGGGCGGAGCUGAUACGCGAGAGUGUCUCUGGAUAAUCCGACCACGUACUCCGGGUGGUUCUCUCCUCAACACCAGCCUCAUUCAGCUCCACAUCAAUAGGGAUGAUCUCAAUGUUUCCUGCGUCGAUAAUGCGGUCUACGUGUACGAUGGACUUCCCGAUUUGACAGGGAACACGCAGCAGAGUCAACUGUUGGCUGUUUUCUGCAAUCAAGACAGCACCGCGAUGACUGUGGAGGCUCACACGGGUCACUUGACGGUGUACUACAAACAAGGACCCGUUGGGCAGGGCUUCAAUGCCAUGUACAGCGUCCACAGUUGCUCAUCCGGCACCUGCCAGCCACCACAUGUCUGCACAGACAAUGGCAAAUGCGUCUGCCCACAGGGAUUCACAGGACCUCACUGUAGUAUUGAAAGGUGCCCCGGAAAUUGCAGUGUAGCCUUCAAUCAGGGUACUUGUGACACAUCCUACGGUCGAUGUCUCUGCGCAACAGGAUUUGGAGGCCCAGAUUGUUCGGUGAAGCUCAAACUGCGGAACGUUGUUAUGGCUGAACUCUUCAAUUCGCAACUCAUCAGCGAAAGUCUGGAACAUUUAAGGAAAACCCUUCCGCGUUUUGGACACUCAAUGGUCGCCGACAAGAGGGCCUAUCUCUGGAUCUUUGGAGGCUACUCACUCUCUCAUGGGCCCUUAAAUGAUAUCCGACAGUUCGAUACGAAGAACAAUACAUGGAUGCAGGUAACAGUGGACUCAACGCCUGAAGCCAAAAUGCCCCAGGGUAGGUACUUCCAGGCAGCUGAGAUUGUCUCCUCAAAGCAGGCAAUCUUUGUCUACGGCGGCCUCACGGGACAGGGCAAAGGGUAUGCAAAUAGCAUUCUCGGGGACUUUUGGCAGUUUUCUCUGCAAAAUCAACGUUGGGAUGAGGUUGAGAUGGAAGAUGUGAAACCUCCACCACUUGCGGGACACACAUUGACCUUCGUGAAGGAUGGCGAUCGGGAGUGUUUGGUCAUCAUUGGGGGCUUCUCAACUGAACGUGGGAUGCAGAAUGAGUUGUGGGAGUACGACGUGAAUACGGGCAAGUGGGAGAAGUUGGCUGCAACGGGAGCAGGGCCAGUUGGUGUGUAUGGACACACGACGGUCUUCCAUGCCAACAAUAUGGUGCUGUAUGUGUACGGAGGGGUUGAGUUUGAGGGACAACGCACGGUGAUUUCGAAUAAGUUGUACGCACUGCAGUACAACAAGAUGAUGUGGAGUGAGCUGCCGGUGUUCAGUGAGCUAAUCCGUGGGGUGAAUCACAUGCCACGCGGGAGAUUCCUGCAUUCUGCCAUCACGACAGAUGGGUACAUGAUUGUCUUCGGGGGACAAACUAAUCCGUACAAUAGUACGGACGUAAUGGCGGCGUAUGUGUUCAAAUGCAACUAUUGGGUGCGUUUGACGGAGGAAGUGGAGAUUGUGGGGAACCUGCCGUCGCCCACGUAUGCUCAGGCAAUGUCGUAUGAGCAGGAGAGUGGAUCAAUCUACGUGAUUGGCGGUUGGGAUGGGAAUACACGAAGUCGCGUGACACGCAUCACAGUUCCGUCGGAUUUGUGUGAGUUGUGGAGCAGUGGGAAGUACAUGUGUCGCAAUUUCAUGGGUUGCAGCUUCUGUUCCGUCGACAAUACGUCUCAUUGCUUCUCCAGUGGGCGCUCAGAGGUGUGUACGGGUCAGAAUGCUCGAACAAUCUUCAACUACGGCGCCCUGUGUGACGAUACGUGGCUGUCGAAGCGGAAAUGCUCAACUUUUCACACCUGUACGACAUGCUUGGCUUCGUGGCCGUCGCAUGCAGAACUCAGUCCUGCUUGUCAGUGGUGUGAGUCAUGCGGUGGGGAGGGGCGAUGUAUCCCAGCAGGGCAGGAGUGUGACAAAGACGACGACUGUGGGUCUCCGCAGACGACAAUUGGGCUCGUUAAUCAGUGUCCGAGUCUCAAGUGCGCGGCUACGGAUUGUGAGAGUUGUCAUGCUCUUUCAGCGUGUUCCUGGGCUCAAAAUGGAACAGAUCCAUGGCAGUGUGUGGCAACUGAGCUGGUUGAGGAGGAGAAGUGGACGCCCAUUGCUGGGGCAUGUCCACCACGAUGCAAUAUUCACAGGAAUUGCAGUACGUGCCUCGCAGCACAUACCUCAGAGGGUGGCUGGGAGCAUUGCUUGUGGUCAACACAGCUCAAUGAAUGCAUCUCGCCGAGCUAUCAACCCCUCUACUGUGCUGGCGGUGUCUGUGGGCUUGUUCUCACGCACGAAGAUCCCCUCAAUUGUCCCGAACCCUGCAGUUCCUUCACGCAGUGCUCAACAUGUCUCAGGCACGCACACUGCGGGUGGUGUUCACGUGAAGGCAGCGAAGGGGAUGGCGUGUGCACGGAGGGGAGCAUUGAGAGCCCCACGGAGUACCCAGCAGCCUCCACGUGUGACAUCAUCUACGCCAGUCGUCACAACAUCACAAAUGUCGAUCCGGAGGAUGAGUUCAAGUGGUACUACGUCCAAUGUCCGCCUGAAAAUGAAUGCAUCAACGGACAUCACACGUGCAAUCCCAAAUCCGAACAGUGCGUUGAUCUCAUGAUUGGCUACGAGUGCAUCUGUGGCGUUGGAUUCCGCGAGGAUCAGGGAGAAUGUACACCAGUUUGCACGCAGGGCUGUGUGCGGGGUAACUGCAUCGAACCGAAUCUCUGUGAAUGUCAUUUCGGCUACGUGGGUGCCAACUGCAGUAUUCAGUGUCAGUGCAAUGGGCACUCCAACUGCGGUGGCCCCGAUCGCCUCGAUGAGUGCCUGGAGUGUCACAACAACACAAUGGGGGCACAGUGUGAGAAGUGUCAGAGAUUCUUCGUGGGUGAUCCACGGAAUAAUGGGGAAUGUGUGCCAUGUAUUGACUACUGCAAUGGGCACUCAGAUCUGUGCGUGAUGAAGUCCUCAGACGCCCAUGUGUUCAAUCUCACGCGCAACGAACUGGAGAAGUACCUCACAGAGGGACCAACUCUCGAUGCCGUUUGCCUGCGAUGCGACAACAGGACAGAUGGAGAUCGAUGCGAGGGCUGCAUCACGGGGCACUUCCGCGGUACGGAGAAUCAUCGUGAUGCAUGCCGACCGUGUGAGUGCCACGGGCAUGGGAAUACGUGUGACCCCGUGACGGGGGAUAAGUGCAAUUGUGGCAAUAACACUGAAAGUGAUGCCACAUGCUCGGCAACGGCCAGCAAGAAUUCCGCCCAGCAGUGCUGGAGUGUUCAGUGCUCAAAGUGCAAGGAGACCUACAGUGGGAAUCCCAUUGAGGGGCAUCAGUGCUACAAGCACAUCAAUGUUGAGUCCAAAAUGUGCUUCGAUGCCAAAAUUAUUGAUGAAUGCAAAAUAAAACCGUCACCCCUGAAGCCUGGACAGACGGUUUUCUUUGUCAUCCAGCCGCGUUUUAUGAAUGUGGACAUACGGAUAAUUGUGGAUGUGACGCAGGGUGAGUUGGAUCUGUACAUGAGCCCGCAGGAGGAUUCAUUUGUGGUGACAACGAAUCAAACAACGGGGUAUCAUCACAUCUCAUUGGAUCAUCACUACAGGUGGGUGACGGAAAUUGAUUCGGAAAUAAUAACGCCGCUCGAUAUUAGUCCAGCCACACGGUAUGACUUUGAUAACAUGACCAUAACGUCCGAGGAGAAAAUCUUCUGGACACCGCACAUUCAUGACUGCAAAUCCCUGAGUGGGAGUGGAUUCUAUGUGAAGGAUAAGCACGCACGGGAUCUCAGUACGUACAUAACGCUGAAUCAGUGCAAUACACUGUUGCGGGUGUUUGGGCUGAAGAAUCGUCUGGUGCUGACGCUACCGCAGAAUGCUCACAAUUUGAGUGCAACGCGCUUCUUUAUGGCACUCAAGGCAAGUGCGGGACCCGCGGCGAGCUAUGGGCUCGUCUUCUUCCGCCAAGAUCAACUCCACAUUGACCUCUUUGUGUUCUUCUCCGUCUUCUUCUCUUGCUUCUUCCUCUUCCUGGCUGUGUGCGUGGUGGCGUGGAAGGCAAAACAGGCGGCCGAUGUGCGACGUGCCCGACGGCGGCAUGUCGUCGAGAUGCUGCACAUGGCGAAGCGCCCCUUUGCCUGUGUCACCGUGCAUGUGGAUCCCGACACGGAGAGUCCGGUGCAGAAUCGCCGGACACGUGGGCGGGUGAAGCAGAUGAUUGCUCAAGGGCAGCAACAAGAUGUGCGUCCCGUUGCCAUUGAACCCACGGCCGAUGGUGUGGCGGCCGUUGGGACGGUGUUCAUUCGUCUUCCGGGCAAGUAUCGUUCCCCCGUGGGCCUUGCACUCGCCUCAGCUCUCAUUACGCUGCCGCGGAUGUAUCCAACGGGUAGCAGGGCAUUCCUACGGCGUCGUGGCUCCGGACACGGGGUACAGCAGCCACAAGCUCAGCAGCCGCCAAAUCUGCAGCCGCCCAGAAAUAAUUAGUAUUAAAAGAAAUGAAAAAAAAAAAUGAAAAAGAGAAGAAAACUCCAAAAACUCUUUUUCCUCGCGCCUCCAUUUUACUUUUCUACACACACACCUCAACACCAUCCUUCCAAGGAUAUUUAGCAAGUAAGUUACAAGACAUUGAAUAUUUUUCUCAAAUGUGUGUUUUAGUCUAAAAGAGAUUAUUUUAGUAAUAUACAGAGUGGAAGGAUGUUUCCAAAGGGGAGAUUUAUGCAAGUUGUGUAUGUUCAUUGUUUAUUAUUUUAUUUUCGAAAAACUAUUUUUUUAAAGAUUUUUAAACAACAUUUGUGGGUUAAAGAAAUAAUUUUAAAAUAAAAACAUUAAAAGGAUUUAAUUUGUGCUUAAAAUGUAAGAUUUUUUUUCUAUCUUGCCUUUAAAAUUCAAAGCAAAAAGAUCAAAAAAAAUUAUAGGUAAGUAUUUAGUUUUUUUUUUAGCACGCUUGGCAAUUUUUCUUUGUUUACUUGGAGCGCAUAAAAAUUACAUAAAGAGUUUCCAAUUCCACGAAAUUCGAUUAAGAAAAAAUUUUUAAAAUAGUUAAAAUAUCUUAAUUGAAAUUUCAGGAUAAUUGGUCUGAAGUUGACUUUUCCAGAACGGUCCUAUUCAGUGGGUAAGAAAUCUUUAAAAUUUCAAGAAUUUGUUCUUGAAAUUUCAACGAUUUCAAUGAUUUAUUGGUCCAAAGAAUACGAUUUAAAAUUAAAGAGAUCUUUGUUUUUAUAUUUUACGCUAUGCCUCCAAAAUCCAGAAAAUUUUUUAAAAGAUUCUGAAAUUUUUAAUGUUUGUUUUUCGAUUUUAACUUUAUUAGCUUUAUUAGUUUGGUGUUCCUCUUCGUGGCUAACACCAAUUUUACUGAAAUUUAAAAUUCAGGCCCCGGUAAGAAAAAGUCUUUUCAUUCUUCUUGAAAUUGUUUUUCUAAUCCAUAAGGAAACCGAAAAUUUUUCAUUAUUGAACUAUGAAAUUUAAAAUUUCGAUAUUGAAUUUUUUCUAAGGAUAAAAAUUAAGCCACAACGGUUUUUUUUUAUUUUAAAUAAUUUUGAAUUUAUUACUUUUUAUUUUCAUUUUUCUUUACUGAAAUUUAAAAUUCCUUUUUUUUUGAUAUUUUAUAUUUAAAAAAAAACUCUGUUUUUCAUUAUUAAAAUUUAUAACCAAAAAACUUCCCUAAUAGCCCACGCUUGCAUUUCAAAUCUCCCCCUUGAUUGGUAGCUACCCUCUUCUAAUGCACCUCAAAAAAAAAGAAAAAGAUAAUAUCACAAAGAAAUAUUUAAAAAAAAAAAUCAAAUCUGACAAUAUUAAUAAAGAAGAAAAAAAUGUUAAGAAUUUAAACAAAAAAUGAAAUGAAAAGUAAUUUUUCGAUGGAAUUCAGACAAUUUAUAAUGUAGCACGAAAAAAAUGUCUAUUAAAUAUUGGCAAUAGAAUUAUGGAUAAUAGGUAAAAAAAAAAUGUCGCAAAAUGCAGCUUUUCUAUAAGCAAAAAGUAAACCAAUUGACAGGAAUCUCUUUAUAUGACGUAAAAAAAAUAUUUGUGAUUAUUGCCUUCCCUUCCUUGAUCUCCCUCAAUGCAACUUUCACGGAGAACCCCUAAAAAUCUCUUAUUUUUUGCUGUAGAUUUUGUAUCUUUAAGAUUUUUAGAGAUGGUUGUAAAGAAAAACUUUUAUAAAAUUCUUCCUUUUCUAAUUUUGUUGUAAAAUUCGUUACAUCCCAACUUUAUCAACUUAAUUUGAAGAAGAUUUUUAUUUUUUAAAGUUUUGUAUAAUUACCUAUGAAGAAGAAAAAAAUGUUUUUCCAAUCUGUAUUAAUUGUAUAUAAGUGAUAGAUGUUAAAGAGAAAAGAAAAAAAAAGAUUAGAGAAAAUGUAGUGAAAAGAAAAAUCAAAGAUGUGAAGGAAUUAUCCUAUUUUUGUUUGUUGGUUGUGCAUUUUUCUCAUUGCAAUCUCAUGAAAGAGAAGAAAGAAAAUUAAUGUAGAUAAUAUAAAUAAAAUUAUAUCUAUAUAUAUUUUUUAAGGAAAAAGAAUCUAAUGGUGGUUUCGUGACAAUUUUUAUCUUUAGAUUUAUUUUACCAUCAUUUUUGAUUUUUUUCUAGUUAUUUUGUACGAUUUUCAAUUGAUUUUUUUUAAAUUUGUUUUUCUUAAAUAUUUGUGAAUUUGAUAGAAGUCGUUGAUUGUAUUUUAUUUUAUUUAAAAUAAACCCAUGAAAACGUCAAAAUAAUUUAGAAAGAAAAUUAACUGAUUGAUAAAAAAAAAAUCAAAAAUAUCUCUGAAAAAUAAAGAAGAAGCAAAGUUUUCAAUUUAAAAUUCCUCAGAUUUUCAAUUUUAUUUAAAUUAAAUCUUCAUGCUUUUUAAUGAUUUUUUUUCUAAAAUUUCGGAGUCAAGUUUUUAGUUUUUGGUUAUUUUUUGUUUUUCCUUUUUUUAAUAAAUUUUAAAUAAACUCAAAUUUCAGACUUAGGAACGUAAAUUAAAAAAAAAAUGAAAAAUUAGAUUCAUAAAUUACGAUUCAAUUUUAAUUUUAAUUUCUAAGUGAUUUAGAAGAAUAAAUUAUCUAUUUAAAAAUUGAAAAAAAAAUUUUUUCCAUAUUAAUUUAAUCAUUUUUCUGAUUGAGAGAAAAAAGAAUUUUUUUUAUUAAAAUUAAAUUAUUUUUCUAAUCAUUUGAAUAAUUUUCUGAUCAAUUAGCAGAAAAUUUUAAAUCAUAAAAUUUUUUAUGAUCAUUAUUAAAACUUAUAAAGCUUUCUCCUGACUAAAAUUUCAUAUUUUUUUAAUAAUUAAAAAAAAAAGUUUUCACGACAAAAAACUUUGUUAAAAAAAUUUACUUCUCACCUUAUUUUAAAAUAUAUUUUUGAAAAAUAAAAGAAAAAUCAAAUGAAAAUUGUCCGGAAUAAAUCGAAUAUAAUACCUUCUGUAUCAUAGUUCAAUGUAGAUUUAAGUUUUUUUUUGUUUUGAAUAUUUUUUUUUGAGUUAAGAGUUUUUAAACGCACGGGGAGAAGGGAGAAAGAGUAGUUUUUUUUGUGAAUGAAAAAAAAGACAAAAUUAUUUGUAGCACUUUUAGGGCGCAAUUAGGUGGGAAAGAAUUUAAUUUUUUGUAUAAAAAAAAUCAAUCUUUCAAUGGAUAUUGAAAAUGGACUGAAAAAGGUUACAUAUAUACUAUUUAAAUAAAAAAAAACAACAGAGAGAGAUAAAAAGAAAGAAUAAAUAAGAAAAAAAAAAGUAUUUAAAUGUAUGGUGGUUAAGAUUGAAGAAAAUAUAUAUAUGAAAUCAUUGUAAA
Messenger RNA from Lutzomyia longipalpis, 12234 nucleotides. RefSeq names its product multiple epidermal growth factor-like domains protein 8 (gene Megf8). The record is from RefSeq and is a predicted model, not a curated record. The transcript is spliced from 10 exons. The coding region runs from base 334 to 8964 and encodes 2876 amino acids. Gene Ontology annotation, molecular function: protein binding; calcium ion binding. Lineage: Eukaryota; Metazoa; Arthropoda; Insecta; Diptera; Psychodidae.